This is a messenger RNA of Zychaea mexicana, 1018 nucleotides long. Its product is annotated as flavoprotein-like protein. The record is from RefSeq and is a predicted model, not a curated record. Gene Ontology annotation, molecular function: NAD(P)H dehydrogenase (quinone) activity; FMN binding. The transcript is spliced from 5 exons. NCBI's taxonomy places the organism in Eukaryota, Fungi, Mucoromycota, Mucoromycetes, Mucorales, Lichtheimiaceae. Bases 86 to 874 code for a protein of 262 amino acids.
CCCCUUCCCUUUUUUGAACCCUUCUUUUUUUUUUUUUCCAAUCCGUCGUUUCUUCUUUUACUUUCCACCACCAACGUACUCAACUAUGCCCAAAGUAUUCAUCAUCUUUUACUCGCUCUAUCAUCAUGUCUAUACCCUCGCACAGAACGUGCAAAAGGGUCUCGAAUCACAAGGUGUACAAGUCGAGUUAUAUCAGGUUCCUGAGACCUUGGAUGACGCCAUUCUCGAGAAAAUGCACGCACCGGCCAAGCCCGACGUACCCGUGAUCACUGUUGACAAGCUCCAGGAAGCAGAUGGCUUUUUGUUCGGUUUGCCCACGAGAUUCGGUAUUUUCCCUGCUCAGCUCAAGGCCUUUUUGGACAGCACGGGUGGUCUGUGGAGCAAUGGCACUUUGGCCGGCAAGUUUGCCGGUACCUUUUUCUCGACGGCCAGUCAACACGGCGGUCAGGAAACCACUGCAUUGACUGCGGUGACCUAUUUUGCCCACCACGGCAUCAAUUAUGUUCCGUUUGGUUUCGCACACGCCCACUUGUUUAGCAACGACGAAGUGAUUGGUGGUUCUGCCUAUGGUGCUGGCACUGUUGCCAACGGUGAUGGUUCGCGACAACCCAGUGAAAAGGAACUCGAAAUCGCACAAGCUCAGGGUGAAAACUUUGGUAAACUGUUGGUGACUUUUGAAAAGGGGAGCAACGCGUCUGCUGAGAACGGUGAUGCCAUCAAGACUGAACAACAGAACGGUGCAGCUAAGCAGUCUGAAGAAGAAGAAGAGGCUCCUGCUGCUGCUGCUGCCACCACCACGUCUGCACCGGCUGCUAAACGUGAAGCUGCGCCAAAGAAGGAGGAAGACAAGAAAAACAAGUGUUUCUGCAUGUAAAAUCGAAAUCUGCUCGUUUUGCGCAGUGUACCAUUAACUCGUAUUUUUAUAUUAUUACACAUUUAAAACAACCCCUCUACUUACUAUUAUGUACAUUCCAUAUCAGCUUAGUCUUACUAUUAAAACUCACAUUCACACUCUUAU